AUGGCUGCUACAUUGGUAGGUGGAGCUUUUCUCUCUGCUUCUCUUCAAACGUUAUUUGGUCUGUUGGCCUCUCGUGAAGUUGUGGAGUUCGUGCGUGGAAAGAAACUUGACAGCAGACUUCUGAGCAAGCUGAAGGUCACUUUGCUUUCUGUCAAUUCUGUGCUCAGCUAUGCCGAAGACAAGCAGAUUAUUGACUCAGCGGUGGAAGAGUGGCUUGAUGAGCUUAGAGAUGCUGUCCAUGAUGCCGAGGACAUGUUGGAUGAGACUAACACUGAUGCUUUGCAGAAAAAGAUGGAAGCCGAAGCUGAAAGCAGCAGUGAAAGUUUGGUACGAAACUUCAGCUGUAUUUCAUUGAAUGCAUUUGACAAUGAAUUAGAACACAAGAUACGGGUGAUUCUUGAAAGAUUAGAAUUUAUAGUGAGUAGCAAGUCUGUUCUCGGCUUGAAAGAAGGUAUGAAGGAUGGUGCGUCGAGAAGAUCACCUACAACAUCUUUGGUGGAAGAGUCUGUUUAUGGCCGGGAUGAGGACAAAGAGGCCAUUAUUAGAUUGCUGCUAUCGGAUCGUGAUGUUUGUAGAAAUGAGAUCUGUGUGAUUCCGGUGGUGGGCAUGGGAGGCAUUGGGAAGACCACUCUUGCUCAGCUCGUAUAUAAUGAUGUCAGAGUGCAGGAAUACUUCGAUCUCAGGGCGUGGGUUUGCGUGUCAAAAGAGUUUGAUGUUGUGAGUAUAACAAAAACAAUUUCUGAGACAUUCACUUCAGUGGAUUGCGGCAUUAAUAAUCUGAAUUUGCUUCAAGUUAAACUGAAAGAUCAAUUGAUGGCCAAGAAAUUUCUGAUUGUUCUAGAUGAUGUUUGGAAUGAGGACUACCUUGAUUGGGCUGAGUUAAGGAAACCUUUCAUGAAUGGGGUGAAUGGAAGUAAGGUGAUUGUCACAACACGUAGCGAAAAUGUUGCAUCGAUCAUGGGUACUAUUCCGUCUUAUUCUCUAAAGCAAUUAAGUGAUCAAGAUUGCUGGUUGUUGUUUGCAAAGCAUGCCUUCAGCAAUCCAGAGUCAAGAGAGCAACCAAACUUUCAAGUGAUGGGUAGAGAAAUUGUGAAAAAGUGCAAAGGGCUUGCUUUGGCUGCAAAAGUGCUUGGGGGGCUUCUACGAUCAAAACAAGAUCCUGAGGAUUGGAAUAAUAUACUUACUAGUGAGAUCUGGGAUUUGUCAGAUGACACACAAGAGAUGAAGUGGUCUUAUUGGAUGGCAGCAGAUCUUUUACCACCCCCCAAAGGAAAGAAGAGGAUGGAACAUGUGGGAGAAGAGUGUUUUCAUGAUCUCGUUUCAAGGUCACUUUUUCAACAAUCUGGUGUCGACAAAUCAUUUUUUGUUAUGCAUGACCUUGUUAAUGAUCUGGCGAAGUGUGUGUCCGGAAAGUUUUGUCUUAGGAUGGAUGAUGUUGAAUCAGAUACUCUGAUCAGCAAGACUCGUCAUUUGACAUUUUCUAGAACAAUGCAUGAUGAGAAGUUUAAGAUGUUCUAUGAUGCGAAGCGAUUGCGCACUUUCCUCCCCCUAACAUGUCAAUCACUGCAUGGACAAUUCCAUUUGUCUGACAAGGUAACAAAUGACCUGUUACCGAGGCUACCAUACUUGCGAGCCCUCUGCCUAUCACAUUACAACAUCAUGGAGUUGCCUGAAUCAAUUGGAAAUUUGAAGCUUUUGCGGUACUUUGACCUCUCUCACACUUCAAUUCAGAGGUUACCUGAAAAUGUAAGUACCUUAUACCAAUUGCAGACAUUAAUUCUGUCAUGUUGCUCCUCUCUUACGGGGCUGCCAACCAGCAUGCGAAGACUUAUAAACUUGCGCCAUUUGGACAUUAGUCACACCAAACUUAAGGAGAUGCCAAGAAAAAUGAGUAAGCUGAAGAGCCUACAAACAUUAACUGAUUUUGUUGUUGGAGAAACUAGCGAAUGCAACAUUGGAGAGUUGGGUGAGCUCUGUAAUCUUCGCGGAAAACUUUCUAUUUCUAAGCUUCAAAAUGUUGUCCACAAAGAUCAUGCUUCGGAGGCCAAAAUGCAGGAGAAGAAGUACCUCGAUAUGCUAGUCUUCAGUUGGGCUGGUCAUGCUGAUGAUUCACAUCAUGAAAGAAAUGUACUUGAAAGGCUCCAACCUCAUUUGAGCUUGAAAGAACUCACAAUUGAAAAUUAUGGGGGUACAAGAUUUCCAGAUUGGUUAGGGGAUCAUUCCUUCACUAAUAUGGUCACUGUACAUCUUGAAGAUUGUAAAGGGUGUUUCAUUUUGCCAACACUUGGGACGUUACCAUCUCUCAAAGAGCUUUACAUCUCUGGGUUUGACGGGGUAAGGAUGGUAGGUUCUGAGUUUUAUGGUACUUGUUCUUCAGUAAAUCAGCCAUUUAGAUCCCUAGAAAUUUUGAAGUUCGAUGGUAUGUCAGAGUGGCUUGGAUGGUCUGGUUUUGGAGGUGGCGACGAAGGUGGUGCUUUCCCUUGUCUACGGGAGCUCCAUCUGCAACGGUGUCCUAAGCUCAGAGGAGAUUUACCCAACUAUCUUCCAUCUUUGACAUCAGUUUGGAUUUUUGAAUGCCAGCAGCUGGUGGCUUCACUUCCAAGGGCACCAUCUAUCCAUGGCUUGAAGUUCGGACACUGUGAUAUGUGGCAACUAAAAGAACUGCCGGCUGAGCUGCGUUGGCUCAGAAUUGAAGGAUGCCAUGUGCUGGAGUCUAUACCUGGCAACUUGAAGCAAGCGACAUCUUGUCUUCAAGAGUUAUUUAUCUCCAACUGUUCUUCUCUUGCAUCCUUCCCUCGGGAUAGCUUACCCCGUACACUGAAAGCCCUGGAAAUUGAGGGAUGUGGACAGUUAGAUAUUCUUUCUGACUGCUACUAUGCAUCCCUUGAAAGUUUGUCCAUAUGGAGAAGCUGCGAUUCCCUUGAGUCCUUUCCAUUCGACAUCUUCCCAAAAUUAAACAAUCUCAAAAUCCGAAGCUGUAAGAGUUUGAAAUCACUUUCCAUUUCAGGUGAACCUAACCAUGAGCUUCAGUGUUUGAGUCUCUUGGAAAUAUGGGAUUGUCCGAGUUUGGUUUCAUUCCCCGAUAUAGGAUUGCCAGCACCGCACCUGACACAAUUUAAAGCAACAGAUUGUAUGAAGUUGAAGUGGCUGCCUAAGGGGAUGAACAAACUCCUAUCUCUUCAGACCUUGGAAAUAUCCGGAUGCCCAGAACUCAUGUCAUUUCCUGAUGGGGGUUUGCCCUUGAACUUGAAUUGUCUCUAUAUUUGGGAUUGCAACAAACUCAUUGCGCAGCGAUUGCAUUGGAAGCUGAAAGCUCUGGUGUCCCUUAAAUGUCUUAGCAUCAUGGGUGGAAAACGGUCUGAUGUGCAGUGUUUUCCAGAGGAGGGGAUGCUGCCCACCUCUCUUACCUCUCUCUCCAUAUGUGGAUUUCCAAAUCUCACAUCACUUGAUAAGGGGCUGCAGCAACUGACCGCCCUUGAAAAACUAGAAAUCAGCCACUGCCGCAAGUUCCAAUGUUUGCCAAAAGACGGGUUGAAACAUCUAUCUUACCUAUGCAUCAGAAAAUGUCCUAUGCUGAAACAAUGUUUCCGAAAGGAAAGAGAAGAUUGGCCUACGGUAGACCACAUUCCCCUCGUAGAGAUUGACAAUCAGAGGAUUUCAUAA
This is a messenger RNA of Malus domestica (apple), 3663 nucleotides long. NCBI's taxonomy places the organism in Eukaryota, Viridiplantae, Streptophyta, Magnoliopsida, Rosales, Rosaceae. The record is from RefSeq and is a predicted model, not a curated record.